Messenger RNA from Asparagus officinalis (garden asparagus), 744 nucleotides. RefSeq lists its product as uncharacterized. NCBI's taxonomy places the organism in Eukaryota, Viridiplantae, Streptophyta, Magnoliopsida, Asparagales, Asparagaceae. The transcript has 2 exons. Bases 1 to 744 code for a protein of 247 amino acids. The record is from RefSeq and is a predicted model, not a curated record.
AUGAAAGCCUCCGUUGACCAAUUGGGUAAGGGUCGGAGGGACGGAUGGAUCGAUGACGAGGGAGACAAUUGUCUCCAAGGCAAAAAAGCAAACAUUAAGUUUAAGGAUAAACUAAUUUCAAACAGCAGCCCAUGGGAUGAGAAAUGCCCUCUAAGGGAGCCCAGCGGGAAGGAGGCUAACGCUCGUCAUGGAGAAGUAAGAAUGAGACCUAUAUCAUCUAAGAGUAAAGCUAUGGUGGUUUCACUGCCGAGGAAGAAGGAGAAGAUAGAAAAUGUAAAGGAUGACAAACAAGCCAGAGUGAAGAGCAGACUACAUAGCUCAUCCGUAGGAUAUGAGAUACAUAGGCUGAAUAGCAAAUUGGUGAAGUACGAAGGAAUUGCUGACCUGAUUGAUCCCGAUGACCUGAUGAAAGAUGUGGAGGCUAUUAUGUCCAAGAGGAAAAGUAGUGUUUAUAGCACUGUCAAGGGUGACGAUGUCGAUUGCUUCAAUUAUGACGAUGUGUACAAUAUUGGUAAGGAAACCUUUCAUAUUGCGGAGGAUGUAGCGCAAUCAGAGCAUGAGGUAGAUAAAGUUGACCAAGAUGAAGAUGAAGAGAAGGGAGGGGAAGAUAAACAGGAAGAGAUGGAAGAGAGAGAGCAGGAGCAGAAAGAGGAAGAUAAAGAGGAGGACAAGAAGAAGAUAGAGAGGAGGAACUAUUUGAGGAAGAUAAAGAGCAGGAGAAGAAAGAGGAAGAUACAGAUAUAG